Messenger RNA from Tricharina praecox, 1469 nucleotides. Its product is annotated as S-adenosyl-L-methionine-dependent methyltransferase. Lineage: Eukaryota; Fungi; Ascomycota; Pezizomycetes; Pezizales; Pyronemataceae. The record is from RefSeq and is a predicted model, not a curated record. The transcript has 13 exons. Gene Ontology annotation, molecular function: methyltransferase activity. Bases 289 to 1179 code for a protein of 296 amino acids.
ACACUAUAGUACUCGACAUAUCUACAUACACGCAAGAAUCGAGAAUGGCUACUUACAGGUCUAUCAUCGAGGUCGAUCCUCACGUUGCGACGAUAUGCAACCCGACCAACACCGAGCCAGAGUUCCGGGAUAACGACUAUCAACCACCAGGGUAUACACAGCCGGUUGCCGACGUCCCCCCCUCCCCCACUGCCUGCGAGCGCGCGUUAACCACGAAGGCGCUUGUCAAGAUCCGCCAUCAGCCAUGGCACACUGAGCUUGACGGAGUCGAUCCAGGAGUACCUGAUCAUGAACGGACGGAGUUACCACAAAUACUUUGGCGACGAGAAGAACUACAUGCCGACGGACGACCGGGAGCAGGACCGGAUGGAUAUUCACCACCAACUCAUACUCCGCAUCCUGAACGAGGAACUGCACAAAGCUCCGGUGGAGAAUCCAAGAAGCGUGUUGGAUGUCGGCACAGGCACCGGCGCCUGGGCUAUCGAUAUGGCGGAUAAGUGGCCUAGAGCUAAGGUUACGGGGAUCGAUCUGAGCCCGAUUCAACCGAAAUGGGUCCCGCCGAAUUGUAUCUUUGAAGUCGACGACGUGGAGCGCGAAUGGACAGACAAUAACGACGCAUUCGACUUUAUCCACUUUCGCAAUGUCGCCCAGGGAAUUACCGAAUGGGACUACGUAUUAUCGGAGGCAUACCGCUGCCUCGAACCCGGCGGCUUCGUCGAGCUCUCCGAAACGGGGGCAAUGGCCUACUGCGACGACGGCACGAUGUCGGCGACCAACGCGACGAAGUACUACUGCGACCUGAUCGCGCGGGCGAUGACGCUAGUGAACCGACCACCGAUCACGUCGGGCGUGCUCCCGGCGCGCCUGCGCGCCGCCGGCUUCGUCGAUAUCCACUCGUUCGAGCUGAAGCAGCCGUUUGGCGUGUGGGCGAAGGAGGAGCGGCUCAAGCUUGCGGGAAGGUGCCUCCUGGAGCAGGCGGAGACGCUGUUUCAUUCUUACGGUAUGGCCGCGUUCACGAGGAUUCUGGGAAUGGACGAUGAGGAGGCGGACCAGAUCUGCCGCGAGGGCUGCGAGGCGGCUAGUGAUCCCAACACGCACAUUUAUUCUAUACACUAUAUCUCGUACGGCCGGAAGCCGCGGCCGGGAGAAAAUGUGGAGAAUUGGGAUGACGGGAGAUAGAUGUUUGAAUGAAGUCGAGUAGACGCCUGCCGUACAUGACGUGUCGUCGAGUGAUUCUUGGGAUUCGGUUUUUUUUUUCCAGUGAGCUUGUCUGGGUCCGUAAAAAGAAGGGCUUCCAAUAGGUACUGUAUCACGUGCCAUCACUCGCACGGCGAAUUUAGACCUCCACUCGUUUAUAUUAGGCGCUUGAUUCUUUCUCUCUCAUUUCUAUUAGAUACAUGGAGAGAACAUGUACCUUACAUAUGGACGGCGCGGGAGACUUAACGGAGUGGGAUCAAUACAUACAACUG